Heterobasidion irregulare TC 32-1 is the source of this 177-nucleotide messenger RNA. RefSeq lists its product as uncharacterized. The transcript has a single exon. NCBI's taxonomy places the organism in Eukaryota, Fungi, Basidiomycota, Agaricomycetes, Russulales, Bondarzewiaceae. The record is from RefSeq and is a predicted model, not a curated record. The annotation marks the transcript as partial.
AAAAUCUAUCCCAAAUCUCAUAUAACUAUAUUGAUUAAAUACAAAGAUUCAAAAGGCUAUGGUGCAAACUUUGUCAAACCACUGCUGAAAGUAUUAAAUCAUGAAAAACACUAUGAAGUAGAGAUAAUUCUAGACUCAAAACAAUGGGGACAAGGAACCAAAUAUCUUGUCAAGUAG